AGAAUGGUUUGGGUUGGUUUUUUUCAGGGACAGUGAUACUGCGAUUGUACAGAGUUGUUGGUGAUGAUGAUUGAUAAAGAGAUUGAUUAUCAUCGCAGGUCAGCUCUAACUGGUCGGUAUCUUCUGAAGGUUCUCAUAAAAAUUUUACUGAUAAAUUGGUAACGAAGUUAAGAGUUCUCCCUGGAAGACGAAUGACCUUUGCCCCCUUUUCUUUUGAGGAAUAAAAAAUGUCGGGGAUUCUCAGUCCAGGAUUGAAUGGAUCAAAUUCAAACCUUCCAGAUAACCCUGGAAGAGUUUUUGCAACUUCAUUUUCUGUUCAGUCGGGUUCCUCUGGUGCUGUUUUAAAUCAGUCUGGGCUCCAUAGCAUGCUUGGUAACUAUAACAUGACAAACAUACCUGGAUCUUUGGCGUCAAGAAAUUCGAUGAAUCUUGGUGUUCCUCCAAGUGGUGUCCAACAAACUCCAGGAAGUGUGUCUAAUGGGCGAUAUGCAGUAAACAGUCUUCCUAAUGCAUUAUCUCAGUUAUCUCUUGGAAGUUCACAUACUCGUUCAGGAGGUGCAAAUACUGUGGGGCCAGGUGUGCUUCCAAAUAUAAGCGGAGGAAUAAUUUCAAAUGCUAUAGGUGGUUUGGGGGGUGGGGGCAAUAGUUCUAGAGGUCCAAGCUCUGGUGGGGCGGGAUAUAUUCCUGGCCUUGCAUCUCGGCUGAAUUUUAGUGGUCCACAGGUCAUGUCCAUGCUUGGCAAUUCUUAUUCUGGUGCUGGUGUGCCAGUGUCUCAAAAUCAGUUUCAAGCUGGGAAUAAUAAUAUUAGUUAUAUGGCAUUACUAAAUGAUGUGAAUAUCCAUGACAGUGCUAAUUUUGAUAUAAACGAUUUUCCUCAGCUAUCAGGACGCCCUACUUCUGCUGGAGGUUCUCAUGGUCAGAUAGGUUUGCUGCAAAAGCAUAACAUUGGUUUCACCCAACAGAACCAGGAAUUUAGCAUUCAGAAUGAGGAUUUCCCUGCUUUACCAGGAUACAAAGGUGGUCUUAAUGUUGGCGGUACGGCAGAAUAUACUCACAACGCACACCCAAAAGAGCCAAUCCAUGACAGUAUGACUAAUUUAAUGCAAUCUCAGCAAUUACCUCAAAUACCUAUGGGAAGGUCUUCUAGUUUUAAUUUUGGAACCGCCUAUUCAUCUCAUCAUCCGCCACAACAUCGUUCUUCAUCAAUAAGUGGAAGUGGGGUUUCCUAUCUAACAUCAGGCAACCAAGAUAUCUAUGGUUCUGAGCAGUACCAGCAAUUCUUGCAACCUCAGUCUCGUUUUGUCAAUCCGUUCAGAGAUAAAGAGAUUAGAUCCUCUCAGGGAUCCCAAGCCUUACCUGAUCAAUACGGUAUGCUCAGUUUAGCAAACAUUGUAAAAAUGGUGAAUCCAGCUUUGACUUCUCUCUCACUUGGAAUUGACCUGACAACUCUUGGUCUGAGUUUAAACUCGUCCGAGCCUAUCCACAAUAAGUUUGCAUCUCCCUGGUCCGAGGAUCCUGUCAGAGGAGAGCCAGAGUACAAUGUUCCCGAGUGUUAUUAUACUAAAACAAGCCCUCCACUGAAGCAAGGCUCCUAUACAAGAUUCCGGCCAGAGACAUUGUUUUACAUCUUUUACAGCAUGCCGAAAAGCGAGGAACAGCUCUUUGCAGCAAAUGAACUCUGCAACAGGGGAUGGCUCUAUCACCGAGAGCACCGCGUGUGGCUAACCAGGGCAACAGCUAUGGAACCUCUGAUCAAGACGAGCACUUACGAACGCGGUUGCUACUUCUGUUUUGAUCCCAAUACCUGGCAGACAGCAAGAAAGGAAAACUUUACUCUGCAGUAUGAAAUGAUCGAGCAAAGGCCAUCACUACUUAAGCAGCAACAGCAGCAGCAGCAGCAGCAGCAGCAGCAGGCUGUUUAGCAGAUUAGUUUAAAUUAAUAAAUAAAUUGUACUUGUAACAUUCACGUUGCUCCAAUGUCCAAAGAACUCAACGAGAUCUUUCAUUUUUA
Andrographis paniculata is the source of this 2011-nucleotide messenger RNA. RefSeq names its product probable NOT transcription complex subunit VIP2. NCBI's taxonomy places the organism in Eukaryota, Viridiplantae, Streptophyta, Magnoliopsida, Lamiales, Acanthaceae. Bases 228 to 1922 code for a protein of 564 amino acids. The record is from RefSeq and is a predicted model, not a curated record. Gene Ontology annotation, biological process: nuclear-transcribed mRNA poly(A) tail shortening; regulation of DNA-templated transcription. Gene Ontology annotation, cellular component: CCR4-NOT core complex; P-body. The transcript has 16 exons.